Cimex lectularius (bed bug) is the source of this 3340-nucleotide messenger RNA. RefSeq lists its product as uncharacterized. Bases 149 to 2284 code for a protein of 711 amino acids. The record is from RefSeq and is a predicted model, not a curated record. Gene Ontology annotation, molecular function: protein binding. Gene Ontology annotation, cellular component: nucleus. The transcript has 11 exons. Gene Ontology annotation, biological process: regulation of gene expression. Lineage: Eukaryota; Metazoa; Arthropoda; Insecta; Hemiptera; Cimicidae.
CUCCGCUUUGGAUUGCUUCAGUCUGAAGGCGGUUUUCCUUGCUUUAACACGCCCGUUUUGAUUUUGACUAAUUCAGUGUUGUGGACGUAACUUUUCUCCGGACUUGACAGGUUUCCCCAGCCGUACGUAGGGGCGUUUAGAUUAAGGUAUGCACAUGAAGGACAUCAUCGUGCAGAGCCCCGGAAAACCACGGGAGCUGCUGGACAAGGGACAAACGCCAAAUUCGGCCAAAUUUCCAAACAUCCCCUUCGACGAGUACACCCUUAGAAAAAAGGACGACAAAGAUGAAGAGAGUGACAGCGACAACGAGGGAAAAUAUUACAACUACUCGGAAAAAGACAAUGAGCUGUAUUUGCAACUGAGCAAGCUUCGACUAUCAUCAGAUACAAAAGAUGAGAGCGACGAAGAGGAAAAACCGGACGACGACCAAGUCGUCGCCAAAGGCCUUCAGGACAACAAAGAGCUUCGACGAGGAAAACGAGCCGAAAGCCUCCGACCCUACCCGGUGGUGCAAAAUAUGUUGUGCAACUGGCUCGAUAGAGGAGACGUUCAUGUGGAUAAUGUGUUUAAUUACGACCCCAACGAUGCGGUGAGCAAUAUUACGUUACCAGCUGUUGAGCACGGUGCACCGUCUGCAAUAGGUCCUACCUUGUUAGAAGACUAUACCCCUGAGAUGCAGGACUUCGAGACGUCGUUAAUCGAUUUCAAGUUCGAUGUUGAUGAUUUGUUAAGCAUACAAAAAGCGAUCGAGGCUAAUGAACAAUCGUCGUACAUAACUUUAGAAAGCUCGUUGCCCAAUACAUUGACAUCGACAGACCUGGUGAAUGAGUACUGUGACUCAACACGCGAUUCCGGCUACGCCACAUCACCCACCAACUCCAACCAGUCGAUUCACUCGCCCCAAUCUUCGGUCUACUCGAGGCAUUCGCCCGAUCCCAGGGGUAUCCCCAAGUACGACAACAGGCUUCCUUCAUACUUCCCCGAGUAUGAGAACGAACUUAAAACACGGCCGGAAUGCUAUAAUCAACAGGAGGCGCAAAACUAUCCCUGCAAACCCGUAUUGCAACUUCAACCUGCGAAGGACGGGUACGACAUGGGACGUUUUUCCAACGGCUACCAGCAGUUCCCCGAGACGGUGCAUAACGGCCUCCUUCUCCCUCAAGCUCCAGUCUGUAGCAUCAGCGUUGAUCUGACUGACAUGCCGGCACGGGCGCAACGGCCCUACUUCCAGAGACAAAACGUGCCAAAGCCGAUUCAACCGAAUCACCAGCAACAGGCAAUGCCGAUUACUCCCAAAGAUAAUAAGCCUAACAAAUACAGUUACCCGACAAAGUACCUUCAACCGACAACAGAAAAACCCGUUUAUGAAAACGAAUAUGUCAAACCUGCUAGCGAGCGAAUAGGGAAACUCAUGAAACGGAAUAAGGUUGAAACUCUUAACAUUACUAUCUCCUGCGAAUCUACGGAAACGUUCUGCUCCAUCAAAGAAAAUCAGACGAAAAUUAUGCAACUAUUGCUGAUAAAAGAGAUCCCUCAGGAUUUCAUUGAAAGGGUGUACGUCAGGCUGCAGCGCGUCAAACGGAACAAGCACGUAAGCCUGUUAAAGCACAGGGAUGCUGAAAACAGGAACGCUUUGUUCAUAGCAGCGACUGUCCACAAAACACGUCCUAUAAUAUCAAGAUUCAUAGCCGACGUGUAUUCUCAUCUUGAAACGAGCCCCGAUGAGUCAUACGCAAACGACAACUCGCUGUUCCAUAUCCUGGCGGGAGAAAGUGAUGAAUGUGCCAAUGUUCUGGCAGAACUGCUACACGCUACCAUGCCGGACAAGACCAAGUGCUUCAACGUCAACUCGACCAACAAAGUCAUGCUCACGCCCCUGCACAUCGCCACCAUGACCCACAACCCACCCAGCAAAUUCGCUUAUAGCAUAUGUCGAUUGCUCGUCAACCACGGAGCCAAUUUGACAAUUCAAGAUAACGAAGGCGACACGCCGCUGCACAUUGCGAUCAAGAAGCACUGCGACCCGGUGUUCAUAAAGGCACUGCUGAACAGCAACACAGCAAGGCAGUGUGUCAAUAUGACGGACAACAACAACAACACGCCGUUGCACCUCGCUGCCAAACGAAAUGACAUCCCGCUUGAAAAGCAAAAAGAGGUGAUCAAACAUUUGACGAGCAGCCACGCGCAGUACGAUAUACAAAAUCGCGACGGCAAAGUCGCCCUUUCCCUCGUUUCCGUCGAAAGAAAAGAGGAAAUAAGAAAGAUACUCCAGCAUAGAAUCUAAAGGACUUUGGAGGUUUGGGGGCACAAAUGAGGUGUGAUCAAAUUAAGAAAUGUAGUAUUAAUGGUGUUAAGAUAAAGGCUAAAAAUAAAAACAAAAGCAGGCAUUUGUUCUACAAACAUUAAAAUGUUUUCACCAGCAUGUUUCAACCAACCAAGUUCACAAAAUUAAGAAUUGAUAUAUUUAAUAUCAAUAGAUAAAUUUCAAAAUAUUUUCAAAAUCAGCAGAUCAAUUGUAAAAUUGAGUUUCAUAUGGCAUAAAAAGAAAUGUUUUUCUUGAGUAAUUAAUCAAAUAAAUGUUUUUAAAUGAACAUUCCAAAUGGGACUAAUACAGUUUUAAAUAAAUUGGCUAUAUCAAUUAUGCUUAAUUGGAUUUGGAUAGUAUUCAGAUUUGUACUUUUUUUAAUUUUUCGGACCAUGACAAAAUCGAUUAGUAUGUACAUAAUAUUCCCGAUUGCCGUAUUUCUAUUUUUAAUUAUUCUUAUAUUUUAGAGCGAAUUAGUAGUUUAAUCUUUCUCAUUAAAUGACCGAAAGCUAUUUUUGUGGGCACACUCAACUACUACUUAAAUGUUGCAUUAGAAGCACUGUAAAUGUUUUCUGUGAUGUUCCUUUAUUAGGUAUUUUUAAAGAAAUUCUUCAUAAAAGAACCAGUUACAAACACAAGAACGUAUUCCUUAAAUUAAAUAUUAUUUAUACCAUUAGUAUUUUAAGAGAAAAGUUAAAAGCCAUUUCGAUGUUUUUUGUGUGCUAAAAAUUGAACCAAGCAUUUGCUUUAUUAUGAUAUGAGUUUUGUCUUGCGUCAAAACUUUUCAAUACACAUUUUAUUCAGAUUGAAGCAAAUACUAAGAAAAAACUUUUUUAAUUAAUAGAAUAAGUAAAACAAAAAGCCGAACCAAUUUUUAACAUUAUAUUGCAGAAGAUGCUUCAAUUUGGAUAUAUCAUUGUGAAAUUUUAAAGUGUAAUAAUGUAAUAUUUUUAGUCAUAUAAAAUCAUAAUAAAUGUACCUCUUAUUUAGAUGUAUGUCUAUUUGUUAGAUUUCUAUAGACAUCAAUAAAAAAAA